Messenger RNA from Aspergillus affinis, 711 nucleotides. RefSeq lists its product as uncharacterized. The record is from RefSeq and is a predicted model, not a curated record. Bases 1 to 711 code for a protein of 236 amino acids. The transcript has a single exon. NCBI's taxonomy places the organism in Eukaryota, Fungi, Ascomycota, Eurotiomycetes, Eurotiales, Aspergillaceae.
AUGACGUCACCAUAUUGCGAUCCGUCCUACCGUGUCGAGACUCCCCUUGUCCCAUUCUCCUUCAUAUAUCCUAGCAGUGUGUGCUUGAUUACACUGGAUCAAAUACCCCGUCUAUUGAGUCCCCUGUCAACCACGAUGUUGACCUGUCCGCUCAUCAGAAGCACCGGCCCAACGGCCCGCCGAUACUUUCUUCAAGGCAUCGUGUCUCAUCAUCCAGCAUACGCUUCUCCCAUCUCUCUUCCCUCUCGAGAACAGCCUCCUCUCUCGUCUCAUUCCCAAGCCAUCAAUACUCCCGCUGUGGUAGAAGACUUUGACCGCACGGUCCUCAACCCCGAACAGCACGAAACCUGCAAAUGGGGCACCGACGACGCCGUUGCGAGCCAUCAGUCCUCCUACGACCCGUCCAUGACUUCCCCCGAGAUCGAGUACACGGCUGAAGAGGCCGAGUUCAAGCUCGAGGGCCAAGAUCACUCUCCGCUGUACGUUAGCCCGGCUAAUCGUGAAGUCAGCGAGUUGCUGGAUCCCAUGGUCGGAGGGGCUGUUCAUUGCGCGGAUCGCUUGGGCCCGAGCGCACGGGGCUGGACGAACAAGCAUAAGGUCGUUCGGGUCAGGGAUUUUCCUGGGAGUCGCUGGAAGCAGUAUGAGAAGGCGUUGGAGAAGUUGAAGGCGGCGAGGGAGGCAGGCAAUGCUCCCAAGGAUGUCAAGGCUUGA